UUGAUUUGAGAAUGGCUUUACAGGAACUCUGCUUUCAGGACCAGGGAAGAACCCGAUGGUCUUCAGGGAAGAUGUUUGGGUCAAACUAUCAAAGUGAUUCCUCCUUUAGCAGCAGCACAUGUCUGUUUCACUUUUAUAUCCCAGUUGCCGAUUACCUCGAUGAAAGUCCAGUUCAGUUUGGACAAAUCAGCGCCGCGCAGAGCUGCAGCUCUAUCUUCUCGCAGGACUCCAUCCUGACGAGCUUCUCUGUGCCUGGUGAUCCACGUCCUCUGUCUGCUGCCGCGUCCUCUCAGUCCGUCCCGUUGCCUUUUCCACAUUCUCAUGGAACCACGACGCUGGCGUUCAUGUUCCAGGGCGGCGUGCUGGCGGCAGCAGACACCCGCUCCAGCUGCUCCGGGCUGGUGGCGUGUCCGGCGUCUCAGAAGAUCCUGCCCAUCCACAGCCACAUGGUAGGAACCACCUCAGGCACCUCGGCCGACUGCGCUCUCUGGAAACGGAUCCUGUCACGAGAGCUGCGGCUCUACCAGCUCCGCCACGGACGUAGUCUGUCCACACGAGGAGCCGCCAAACUGCUUUCACACAUGCUUCAUCCGUUUAAGGGCACUGAGCUGUGUGUGGCGGCCACGCUGUGUGGAUGGGACGGAGGAGAAGUGGACGGACGCCAUGAUGACGACGGCUGCAUGGUAAGACCAGAGAAUGUAGAGAAACCUGAGGACACUCGUCUCGAAAAGACCCAAAGUUCUUCUUCCACUCAACCAAACGCUGCCAGCUCAAGUUCCUCUGGACCCAGUUUGGUUUACGUGUGCAGCGACGGCACUCGCCUGCAGGGGACGCUCUUCUCUGUGGGCUCGGGGUCGCCUUACGCAUACUCCAUUUUGGACCAGGAGGUUAGAUGGGAACUGACACUGCAGGAGGCCACGGCCAUCGCCAGAGAGGCCGUGUACCGAGCCACACACAGGGACGCGUACUCGGGCAACCAUGUCGACAUCUAUCAUAUCACCUCCACUGGAUGGACUCGCAGGGACAGGGAGGACUUGAAAGAGGAAUAUUACAGAGAACAGGAGAGACGAGAGAGACGGUUGAGAAGGGACGCCACUUCUGUCUGAGGAAAAUCAAAAACUUGAGCUCUGUGAUGAAGCGAACAGCACGGACCUGUGUGGACAGAAGAAGAAGAAAAGGUUGAAGUGACACGAUGCUGUUUCUGUGUCAGAUACUGAAUUAAUGAACGGGACAUGCAGUUGUGUAUUUGUUAGGGCGUGAGCGCUGUUCCCUGUGACUAACAGCUGAUUCAGAUUAUUAAACAUAAGAAUAUAAAAACACGGCUGAACACUGUCGAGUGUCCACAGAACAAUCAGUAAAUACAAAAACAAGAGAGCUCUAAUUUCAAAGAUGACAAAAUGUGUCCAUUUUUACUUCACCUUAUUCACCCACUGAAGUUCCACUUCAUUUUAAGCAUUUACUAUUAAAAAUGUUAAGUAUUUAUAACACACAUAAAUACUGUAUAAAUGAGAGAACACUUCCACUGGGCUCCUCCCUGUGGAUCACUGCCCUCUGAACCAAACACAGAACACCAUCCUGCUCUGAUUAUCUGUCAUUUUACUUUGUGUUUGUUUCCCCGGUGCCUUUAAACAUUUAAUAUUUAUUUCACAGACAUAGAUAAGCUGUUAUUUAACUUUGGAUAUUAUUUUGUUUUAUUAACAAAGCACAGGUCAGUUAAAGCGUGUCCUCGAGCACUGCAGGAAAGUAAAAUAAGCCUCGUUUCUGGCUUUGUUUUCUAAUGUUUUGCCUGAAAAGAUAAAAAAAAAAAUGCACAAGAGAAAUAAUCUAAUUUUAAGAAAACACACACAUCUCAAUAUGCAAA
Solea solea (common sole) is the source of this 1861-nucleotide messenger RNA. It is a transcript of the gene psmb11b, whose product is annotated as proteasome 20S subunit beta 11b. The record is from RefSeq and is a predicted model, not a curated record. The transcript has a single exon. Lineage: Eukaryota; Metazoa; Chordata; Actinopteri; Pleuronectiformes; Soleidae. Bases 12 to 1106 code for a protein of 364 amino acids. Gene Ontology annotation, cellular component: proteasome core complex.